AAAAUAGACCAACCACCCACACUCUAUUUUUCUUCCUCAUUUUCUUCUUCCUUCAAUUGCACAUGUUAAAAUCAAACAGUGCACAUUACACAGAACUUAAACUAUUAUCUUCUAGAAACAAAAACAAAAAAAAAACAUCAUGGGAGAUUUAGUAGAAAGCAGAGAAUGGUACUUAGCAGCUUAUUGUCCAGAAGGUGUUCCAACCUCAGAUCAUCUCAAACUCCGAACUGUCACUCUUUCUCUCGCCGUUGAUUCAAUUCCUGAUAACCAUCUAGCCGUUGAAACUCUUCAACUCUCCGUUGACCCUUAUCUUCGUGGAAGAAUCACUGGUAUUUUAGAAGGUCUUUUUAUUUCACAAUAUCAACUUAAUCAGGUGAUUACAGCGUUUGCGGUUGUAAGGGUAAUUAGAUCGAAUGAUAGUAAAUAUAGUGAGGGUGAUAUACUUUUGAAUCCAAAUGCUUCUGUUGCUGAGUAUAAUAUUGUGCCAUCUUCUCAAAUAACUAGAAAAAUUGAUACUUCUAAUGGGAUUUCUUUGUCUGAUUAUCUUGGUGCUUUAGGAGUUCCGGGGUUUGCAGCAUGGGUGGGAAUAGAGGUACUGGGAGAUCCAAAGCCAGGAUCAAAUGUGUUCAUUUCUGCUGCUUCUGGGGCUGUUGGUAUGAAUGCUGGCCAGCUUGCUAAGAUCAGAGGAUGUAGGGUCAUUGGAAGCACUGGCUCUGAUGAUAAGGUGAAGCUCAUUAAAGAGGAAUUUGGAUAUGACGAUGGAUUCAACUACAAUACAGAAUCAGAUUUUGAUGCUGCUUUAAGCAAGUAUUUUCCUGAUGGAAUUGAUGUUUACCUUGACAAUGUUGGUGGUAAAAUGCUUGAAGCUGUACUUAACCAUGUCAACAAGCAUGCUAGAAUACCACUUUGUGGGAUGAUAUCCCAAUAUAAUAAGGUUUGGACAGAAAGAGAAGGUGUUAGGAAUCUUCUGAAUAUGGUUGGAAAGGAGGUGAGGAUGGAGGGUUUUAUGCUAGAAUCAUAUUGGCAUCGUUUUGGAGAUUUUGCUAAAGAUAUGGAAAGAUACAUACAAGAAGGCAAGGUUAAGUCAAAGAAUAAAAUAAAUAUAGGAAUUGAGGGCUUUUUGGAGAGCUUAAACUCCUUAUUCUCUAGCUCUAACAUUGGAAAAGUUGUUGUUCAAGUUAAGGCCUAGUGUCCCAAUAAUAUAUAUGUUGAACCAUAUUUUUCUUCUUUCAUAUUUUAGUGCCUAUAUUAGUCCUUUGCUUCAAACUUUUCUCUCAAGCCUGAAUAUGUAACACUUUUCAUGUGAAUGUAAUAUUUAAGAUUACUAUCCGUACAACCUAUUAUAUCUAUAACUACA
Molecule: messenger RNA, 1357 nt
Organism: Trifolium pratense (red clover)
Lineage: Eukaryota; Viridiplantae; Streptophyta; Magnoliopsida; Fabales; Fabaceae
Product: 2-alkenal reductase (NADP(+)-dependent)-like
Exons: 7
Coding region: 140-1189 (349 amino acids)
Molecular function (GO): 2-alkenal reductase [NAD(P)H] activity
Source: RefSeq, a predicted model, not a curated record